This is a messenger RNA of Panonychus citri (citrus red mite), 973 nucleotides long. It is a transcript of the gene cyp33, whose product is annotated as peptidyl-prolyl cis-trans isomerase E-like. Gene Ontology annotation, cellular component: intracellular membrane-bounded organelle. NCBI's taxonomy places the organism in Eukaryota, Metazoa, Arthropoda, Arachnida, Trombidiformes, Tetranychidae. Gene Ontology annotation, molecular function: peptidyl-prolyl cis-trans isomerase activity; RNA binding. The record is from RefSeq and is a predicted model, not a curated record. Gene Ontology annotation, biological process: protein folding; protein peptidyl-prolyl isomerization.
AUGUCUGCUAACAAAAGGAUCAUCUAUGUUGGUGGAUUGGCUGAAGAGGUUGAUGAAAAAACUUUGAACGCUGCUUUUAUACCUUUUGGUGAUAUAAUUGAUAUUAAUCUGCCCAUUGAUUUUGCUUCACAAAAACAUCGUGGAUUUGCCUUCAUUGAAUUUGAAUCAGCUGAAGAUGCUGCUUAUGCUAUUGACAAUAUGAAUGAAUCAGAAAUCUUUGGGAAAACAGUUCGGGUUAAUAUUGCUAAACCUCUUAAACUCAAAGAAGGUUCAGCUCGACCAGUUUGGUCAGAUGAUCAAUGGCUCCAGAAACACUCUGGGGCCGCUGGUGAUGAGAUUAAAGGUGAUAAAGAAGAUGGUGAAACGAAAGAUAAAGAUGAGGUUAUUGAAGAAAUUGCUGACGAUGUAAAUACUGAUUUGGAAUCUGAAAAACAAGAAGUUGCUCGAUUAAAAUCCAAUCCACAAGUUUACUUUGACAUACGAAUUGAUGGACAGUUCAGUGGACGUAUACGAAUAAUGUUGAGGAAAGAUGUUGCUCCAUUAACGUGUGAAAAUUUUCGCUGCCUUUGUACUCACGAGAAAGGUUUUGGUUACAAAGGAAGUGUUUUCCAUAGGAUAAUUCCAAGCUUUAUGAUUCAAGGAGGUGAUACUAAUGGUGAUGGAACCGGUGGAAAGUCAAUCUAUGGGAAAAAAUUUGAAGAUGAAAAUUUUACUUUAAAACAUAGUGUUUCCGGGUUACUUUCUAUGGCCAAUUCAGGUCCAAACACCAAUGGAUCACAGUUUUUCAUUACAACAGCUCGAACUGAAUGGUUAGAUGGUAAACAUGUUGUCUUUGGUCAAGUUGUCCAAGGAAUGGAAGUUGUCAAAAGGAUUGAAACUUGUGGAAACAAAUCAGGUAAACCAACUAAAAAAGUUGUAAUAGCAAAUUGUGGUGAACUUAUAUAAAAUAAAAUUCAAUCUAAUUAUUAUUAUA